This is a messenger RNA of Mauremys reevesii (Reeves's turtle), 2554 nucleotides long. It is a transcript of the gene NF2, whose product is annotated as neurofibromin 2. The record is from RefSeq and is a predicted model, not a curated record. Lineage: Eukaryota; Metazoa; Chordata; Testudines; Geoemydidae. Gene Ontology annotation, biological process: regulation of gliogenesis; regulation of organelle assembly; positive regulation of early endosome to late endosome transport. Gene Ontology annotation, cellular component: filopodium; cytoskeleton; plasma membrane. Bases 473 to 2260 code for a protein of 595 amino acids. The transcript has 16 exons. Gene Ontology annotation, molecular function: cell adhesion molecule binding; actin binding.
CCGAAGUCUAGGGGGAGGAACUUCCUAUUGGUUAAGAUACCCCUUCGGGAGGCGGGAGAAAGGGCGGUGUCCCGCCCCUGGAGGGCUGCUGGGCCAAUGGCGGAGAGCGGUGCGGCUAGGCUGCGCUGGCUGAGGCGAGCGGAGCUUUGUGAGGCAGGUAGCGCUGCUUUCUGCGGACCCCCGCCCCUGAGAGCAGCCCCGCCCCCCGGCAGGGCCCGAUCCCCGAGCGGCCCCCGGAGCGGUGGAGGCCGCCGCGGGCCAGGGCCCCGAUCUCCCGCCCACCCCCACCCCGGCCCCUAGGCCAGGUCUUGCCGAGCCCUGUCCCGCGCUGGGUGAGCCCGGGCCCGGCGUCAGGCCGAUGCAAGCCGGGGGGGCUGGCUGACCUGCCCGGGUCCGGUAUUGCACCCGGCGGGCGUCGGGCCUUCUCGGCGCCUGCCUGGGGCAGAGGCGGGGGGUUCCCCGGCGCCCCACCAUGGCCGGUGCCAUAGCGUCUCGGAUGAGCUUCAGCUCCCUGAAGAGAAAACAGCCGAAAACCUUCACUGUGCGGAUCGUCACCAUGGACGCCGAGAUGGAGUUCAGCUGCGAGGUGAAGUGGAAAGGGAAGGAUUUGUUUGACUUGGUGUGCAGGACCCUAGGACUCCGAGAAACCUGGUUCUUUGGACUUCAGUACACGAUCAAGGAUACCGUGGCCUGGCUCAAAAUGGACAAGAAGGUUCUGGAUCACGACGUUCCAACAGAGGAGCCAGUCACUUUUCACUUCCUUGCCAAAUUUUACCCUGAGAAUGCAGAGGAGGAGCUGGUUCAGGAGAUCACACAGCACUUGUUCUUUCUGCAGGUAAAGAAACAGAUUUUAGAUGAGAAGAUCUACUGUCCUCCUGAGGCAUCUGUGCUGCUGGCCUCCUAUGCCGUCCAAGCCAAGUAUGGUGAUUACGAUCCCACUGUUCAUCAGCGUGGCUUCUUAGCUCAAGAGGAGUUGCUUCCAAAACGGGUAAUUAACCUGUACCAGAUGACUCCAGAAAUGUGGGAGGAAAGAAUAACAGCCUGGUAUGCAGAACAUCGAGGCAGGGCAAGAGAUGAAGCUGAAAUGGAAUAUUUGAAGAUCGCUCAGGAUUUGGAGAUGUAUGGAGUAAACUACUUUGCAAUUAGGAAUAAGAAGGGCACUGAGCUGUUGCUUGGGGUUGAUGCACUGGGGCUUCACAUCUACGACCCAGAAAACAGGCUGACCCCCAAAAUCUCUUUUCCAUGGAAUGAGAUCCGGAAUAUCUCUUACAGUGAUAAGGAGUUUACAAUUAAGCCACUGGACAAAAAGAUCGAUGUCUUUAAAUUCAAUUCAUCAAAGCUGCGUGUGAAUAAGCUGAUUCUUCAGCUGUGUAUUGGAAACCAUGAUCUAUUCAUGAGGAGGAGGAAGGCAGACUCACUGGAGGUCCAGCAGAUGAAAGCACAGGCCAGGGAGGAGAAGGCCAGAAAGCAGAUGGAAAGACAGCGGCUGGCUCGAGAGAAGCAGAUGAGGGAAGAGGCAGAGCGAACAAGGGAUGAGUUGGAGAGGAGGUUGUUGCAGUUAAAGGAGGAGGCGACAAUGGCCAAUGAGGCUCUGAUGAGAUCUGAAGAGACAGCAGACUUGCUGGCUGAAAAAGCCCAGAUCACAGAAGAGGAAGCCAAGCUGCUGGCUCAGAAAGCAGCUGAGGCGGAGCAGGAGAUGCAGCGGAUCAAAGCCACGGCAAUCCGGACAGAGGAAGAGAAACGGUUGAUGGAACAGAAGGUCCUGGAGGCAGAGAUGUUGGCAUUGAAGAUGGCAGAAGAAUCGGAGAGAAGGGCAAAGGAGGCUGAUCAGCUAAAGCAGGACCUUCAGGAGGCUCGAGAGUCCGAGCGGAGAGCAAAGCAGAAGCUCUUGGAGAUCACCAGCAAGUCGUCAUACACGCAGCCCAUGAACUCAGGUAUGACAGCGCUGCCUGCCGACCUGCCAAGCUUCAACCUAAUCAGCGAGAGCCUUUCCUUUGACUUCAAGGAUACAGACAUGAAGAGACUUUCCAUGGAAAUAGAGAAAGAGAAAGUGGAGUACAUGGAGAAGAGCAAGCACCUGCAGGAGCAACUGAAUGAGUUGAAGACUGAGAUUGAGGCGCUGAAACUGAAGGAGAGGGAGACAGCGCUGGAUAUACUGCACAACGAGAAUGCCGACCGAGGCAACAGCAAGCACAACACCAUUAAAAAGCUCACUUUGCAGAGCACCAAGUCCCGUGUGGCCUUCUUCGAGGAGCUCUAGGAGGUGACCCAACCAUCCUGCACUGCUGCUUCCAGCGAGCGAGCGAGCGAGCCACCUGCCAGCCAGAACCUCCUUCAGCCAGGCCAUAUAGGCCCAUCCCAAUGGCUGGGGAGCCAGGAACACAGCUCCUCUACAUGCUGGCUGAGUGCAUUCUGGGACAUGAUGCUGCUCCUGUGCAAUGGACUCGGUCCGUCAGCUGUCCGUGGAUUUCAGCGUGAUGAUCUCAAGUGUAGUGUAUCCUAAUCCCCCUCGUAGGUUUUUAACUAGCUACUCUCUUCUACCGUUUAUAAUGCA